CCCAACUUAGAACUUUAUAUUAAUAUGCAACUUAGAACUUUACAAUAACUUGCAACUUAGAACCUUACAAUAACAUGCAACUUAGAACUUUACAUUAAUAUGCAACUUAGAACUUAAAACUUUACAUUAAUAUGCAACUUAGAACUUUACAUUAAUAUGCAACUUAGAACUUUACAUUAAUAUGCAACUUAGAACUUUACAUUAAUAUGCAACUUAGAACUUUACAUUAAUAUGCAACUUAGAACUUUACAAUAAAACCCAACUUAGAACUUUACAAUAAAACCCAACUUAGAACUUUAUAUUAAUAUGCAACUUAGAACCUUACAAUAACAUGCAACUUAGAACUUUACAAUAACAUGCAACUUAGAACUUUACAUUAAUAUGCAACUUAGAACUUUACAAUAAAACCCAACUUAGAAUUUUACAAUAAUAUACUACUUUUCUGAGUGGCGUGUUAUUGUAAUGUAAAGUUCGUUUUACGUUAAUGCAAACCUUAGUCCGUUUAUAUUAAUAAUUGCAUCGUUCACAAAAGAAUAACAUGGUUUCGUACACAUUCUAAAUGAAUGAAAGUGAAUUAAUAAAUCCCAUAAUGGAGACUUCUUACCGUCAUUAACAAAAUCACGAUAUCAACAAACGAAUCUUCAUUCAUGUGUUGGAUCAACAUUCUCUAACUAAUGAAAUGAUGAGAGAUUAUAAAUAAUAUGAUGAGGAAUAAUAAAGUUCGGAACGCCCUUCUUGGAAGACCUUCAUAUAAUAUACUACGUACCUGAUGUAACUUGAAUUUAGAACGUAAUAUCUGACACAUGCGUUCAUCAAGUCAAGUACAUGUGAAGAGGUAGUGAAACAGAUGCUUAGUAACUGCAGAAAGAUACAACCAUUACUAAAUUGAGAUUAUAAUGUGGAAUUAACGAUCCUCGAAAGGUAAGAAGGAUGGGUGCCAUUGCUAUAUUUAGCUACCAUCAUUCCAAUCACCAGUCAAUUACAUAAUGGUAAGCGUUCAUUUUAAUAUUACGUCUCAUUUGGUUUUUUAUUUCUUGCAAGAUACACGUUCCAAAUCAUUUCGUUUUCAAUGUCAUUAAUUUUUAUAUUUUACUGUUUUAUCUUUGAUAAUUAUAAACAACUAAUGAUUUGUUGUGUUUUAGAUAAGCUACCAUUUAUGAGAAACGUUUGCGUAAAAUCAGUGCCUAGCUCCAUAGCUAUGCCUGAAGGAAUGUUGGUGAUACUGGAUCUAGAAUUCAUAAAUAUAUACCCGAUCAGAGAUUUGAGGAUGGAAUGGCGAAUUGGGUCGGUAAUAUUUAACCACACCAGCUUCAGUCAAAUUGGGCAAUUGGCCCACGCUAAACUGGUCAUUAAGAAGACCAACCUAAAAAUGACUGGGAAGAUCCUUGGAUUUCUCUCUGUGAAGACAGGCACACACUCUGAACUACUUACCGUGGUCCAGAGCUCCAGCGUCAUCUAUGACUUCAGAUACAAACGGGCUCAUUAUGAUCAAAUUUUAAAAAGAUGGAUCCGCCUUAAACAGAAAAAUGAUUUGAAAAAAAUUAUAAUUUAUCACAAUAAAUGGAAACAUUUUAUAAAAAUUGACUUGAGCAGGAAUGUUACUUUUGUACAGAAACAAGGUUCAACACUCUGUGAUCGAUUGCAAUUGAAGACAAUUAUACCCAGUAUAAGGCCUGGAACCCCAUCCUGGGCUUAUUAUUAUUUAGCCAAAAAUAAACAAAAAGUCAAACGUUUAAUCAAGCCCAAUAGGGUUAUAGAUAUAGAAAUCUAUUUUUCCUCUGAAGAAACCUCAACGUCUUCCAACAGUCGCCCAAACUACAGUGCUCCACCAAGACCCGAGAUCGGACGAAUACGAAGAUUAUUGCCCUCCAUUCCAGGAGUUACACCCCGUUACUUGCCACAUCAUCAAGUAAGGCCUGCAGUAGCAAAUUUGCCAUCACCAAGCCGCUUGUCUACUCGGGAGACUAGACAGCCUGAACCAGCGAUACGACGGGUUUUACCCGUCCCCGUAAAAACAUCACACGACCCCCAUUGGUGUGUUCCACGUGUAAGACGAGCAAUGACACCCCAGCCGGUUGUGAGUCAUCCGCAAUAUUUAGCAGUUCCACCGAGAUGCAUCCCCGAAUCCCGGGAGGCUGCACAUAGAACUCACUGCCAUCUUAUACCACUCCUCCCACCAAGCCGAUUAUUGCCUACACCUAUAAGAACGAUACCUAGGCUUGAUCGACAAGGGGCAGCUGAAGUACUUGCUCCAUUGAUUGUUAGCCAAGCACAGAAUGAGGACCACCUACAUGUGCCACGACCCGACCUAGUGUAUUUAGAAAACAAAUACAAACAUAUACGACUCGCAUCAACAAAAGUGACUGCCUCUAUAACACCCAGGUCGCAAUUAUUUGGAACCGGAUCACACAGUAGACAACCACCAGCAGAGAAUUUGCCGUCCACGUCGUCUACGCCUAGCACAGUGCGCUGCGAGUAUCCUCUAGAUGAAAGAGACACCCAAAGUACCUGGACAUCUCAACAAAAGCCUUAUGGAAAAACCGAUGAAGAAUCAGAUAUUACUCUCCCCCUCUUGAAGAACACUACCGAGGGGGAGAAAAAUCUACUCGAGUUUUUCGGAGCCCGCGAAGUUUUAUCUCCCCCUUCUCUACAGCUGACCAAGAUGGAUAGUCUACCGGUACCUUCAAUAUGUACUAUGAGGCUGGCGCAAAGUGAGUCAUUCCAUUAUGAGCAAAUAGAGUCAUUCCAAGAAACCGAUAAUAAAGAAGAUCAAGAAAGUGUUAUAGCGAGUAAAUCGUGUUCGUAUGAAGAACUUAAAGCCGAUUCGGUGAUAACAUUUAGUACAAAAGAUAAAAUUCAUAUAAUAACAAUACCGGAGCAAGACCGCGAUGAGCAGCUACCUAUAAGGUUCGCCAUUCCCGUGAGGCCGAGAUCAUUGCCGAGAAGGAUCUUAGCGAGUUGUGUUAGAGCAUUUGAGACGUGCUUCACACGGGUGAGCACGUGGAGCCGUUCGCUUUGUAGAACUGAAAGCUACACCAGGUCGAAUACCAUUUCACAAUCGAGCUCAAGCCUGAGUGGAUCGUUCCGACUUAGCAGACUAUUGGCGCGUGACCAACCAGCGCCGGUGUUCGAGGUAUAAGUGCUGUGUCGAGGCCUACCUCCAGCCUGCACUGGCCCUGCCCUGUCCAACUGGCAGCAGCCUCAUCAAACGACGAGAUACCAACGCUUACGACAACUUUCAACACAUCCAUCAGCACCGUAUCAUUUAAAAUAUUGCGUCAACUUAAAUUUUAAUACAAUUGUGUAAUAUGUUGUUAAUUUAUAAUAUGUAUGUAUACAUAUAUUUACCUGCUUCUGUUCAAAACUGCGAUACAUUUUUUUUUGUUAUCUAUUGUUAACGAACAUGAACGGGCUAUUGCCUGUUCAAAAACAAUGACAAGAUAAUUCGGACAUGACUUUCCACAAAUGGAAAUAACAGCCAAACAAGAUAUAUUAUGUUAUUAUACCGUCAUAUACAAAACUAUCAUAAAUACCAAAUAAAGGGUGUCCCAACAAGAAAGCAAGAUUUAAAUUUUAAAUAAAUCGUGAAAACUUUAUAAUAUCGUAAAGUAGAGAGGAUGAGGUUAUCUAUGGAACAAUACAUCGGGCAGAUGGCCGCCGCAGCUUUGCUGGCGCAUGCUACGCGAUCUUUUAAUGAAAUUUUCAAUGACCGUUUUGUAUAAAUGCUGCGGUAUUUCAUUCAUAUAGCGUCCAAUUUCCUUUUUAAGGGUUGAGUUGUCGUCAGCUUAUUCGCAUAAACCAUCGACUUUAAGAAACCCCAAAGAAAAAAGUCUAAUGGUGAUAAAUCACAUGAUCUAGGCAGCCAAUUCUGAUCUCCAAAACAUGAAAUAAUACGACCGGGACGUGACUGUAUGACAUGUGGCGCCAUCUUGUUGAAACCACAUGCCCUCUACAUUCAUUUCUUCAAUUUGAGGUACGAAAAAACUGGUUAUCAUUUUACGAUACCGAACACCAUGAGACUGUUUGCGCUUGACCUGCCUCAUUUUCAGUCGUGUAGCGCUCCAUUUUUUCUAGCCUCGUACCUUAUACUAACAAACAAUAACACGUGUUCAAAUGUCAACCAAUGAUACUUUGAAUGCCGCCAAAUUUAAAUCUUGCGUUCUUGUUGGUAUACCCGUUAGAAGAUAGAAAAAGUACUUGGUACGCAAUAAACCUGUGAAACGGAGUCAGAUCGUAAGGAAAGUAGCUCCAGCUCAACUAACCAACAAACCAACCAACUGGCUGUACAUGCGUACCAUUAACUUCGUAGUCUAGGAGAACAACCACAAUCACUUCGUCAAGAGUGAUAAAACAACACCAGCAUUGAAGAUAUGAUCCAUUUAUUAUUUGACAUUAAAUUUGAAGGAUCAUCGACUUUUAAGAAAUAACCUUAUUUUUUAACAAUACCAGAAGACUUAGAGCUUUUUAGGGGGAACAAAAAAUAUCACCUAAAAUUAUAAAGUAAAAUAAAAUAAAAGUAAAAUUAUAUGCGAAAGAAAAGCAUAGUGCAAUUUUAUGCUGAAAACAUAAAAAUGGAAGAGAUAUAUAUAUCUAUCUAAGAUAUAGCACAUAAAAAUACGACACAAUCGAUAGAAGUUUACAACUUCUCUUAUAUUUAAGAAUGACGCAUACAAAAAAUCGAAUCUUCAUUUUUAUGAAGAAAAUAAUUAAAAAUAGAAAGAAAAUACAUAUCACGUGUGAGUGCUUUGCGUAAUAACAUUGCCUGUUUCAUGGCAAACAAACACAAAUGAUUACACAAUGGUAAAAAUAAAACACAAACGUUUAACGUGAAAUGUUAUUUAUAAAGAAAUACUAGCUGAUACUUGUGGCAGAAUUUGAGCUUUUGAAUUAGUUUUUUCAAUGAAUAUUCUACAGCUGUAACAAAUGUCAUCAGAAUCGAUUCAGUGCCGUAUGUAAGGUGGUAUGUUAUGUUUAUUUUUUUUUGUUGUUGUUUUUAAACAAAACAAUCCCACGGGGUUUUCUCGUACAGAGCCCGUUCCUGUAAGGUUUCAGUGAUAAAAACUAUUCUGCGUCCUUUCCAGGGUCGCAAACCAUUGUUGUAUCGAAAUUCAAUCAAAUAGUUACAGUGGUUUAAAAGAUAGAGAGUGCCGGGAUUUUAACGCAUAGUUUCCGUUCCCGGGAUUUCUGGGAUAGAACUAGAGAUAGAGAGUCCCAGAACUCAAAACAUUCUUUUCUGACAUUCUGGGCGUCGGAAAUCACGCGACGAUCACCUAGCAUGACUACUUCGCAGAAAGAAGAGACGGCAUCCCAGUCCCCCUCGCUCAGCACCAUGACCUGAACCAAUGCCGGACGCGAGAGGUCACCGUCGCUGACCACAUCCCUGAGGACACGGCGGUGCUCAGCCCAUGCAGGGCACACCGCCACCGUUUGCUCCAUCAUGUUCUCUAGGCGGUUUUUUUAUCCCAGGAACAAAUUAACAAUAAAAAAAUGCUGCAUAUUUUUUAGCCAUGAAUCAAUUUUUAGCUUUCUAUUUGCGUAAAGUGUGAGAUCGGCACAUCCUAGCCUCGCAGUACAAAAGUGAAAUACUAUAGGUUUUAGAAGACUAAUAUUAAUAUCCAGCCCUGAGUUAAGAACUUUUUGAUGAAAUAUGUGGUGACAAAUGCAUCUAAAUGAAAUAAGAACAUAUGUAUUUGUUAUUUUCAGUAACGAUGUAAGUUACCAGCCGUAUUAGAACCUAAUGGUUUGGUACGUGAUGAUGGCAAGAGAUCAGAUGGUAUGUCGUUGCUGCCUUGGAAGAUGCGCCCUUGCGCCAUCUCAUCUUCUAAGUACCGCUGCAUGCGCUGGUGCGGCUGCUUCCGCGGCAGAGGACCUCAAGCGGCGUAAAUAUUCAAACUUAGUUAGCAACUAUUGUUUUGAGCCGUUUGGGUUCGAAACACUUGGAC
This is a messenger RNA of Spodoptera frugiperda (fall armyworm), 5942 nucleotides long. RefSeq lists its product as uncharacterized. Lineage: Eukaryota; Metazoa; Arthropoda; Insecta; Lepidoptera; Noctuidae. The transcript has 8 exons. Bases 1070 to 3139 code for a protein of 689 amino acids. The record is from RefSeq and is a predicted model, not a curated record.